AUGCCUAUUUCAAGUAAUAAUUGUACUAAAUAUUUAUCAUUACCUGAAUGCCUUCUUACUAAAAGUAAGCUUUAUGAACCAUGCGGUUGGUGUCAAAUAUUACCACUCACUACUACUUCCAACAAAAAUAGCGUCAUUUCUCGAUGUAUUGAACAAGAUCCAUGUACAUUUAAAAUUCUCACUGAACACGAAGAUUGUUCAAACGGUUUAUUAAUUCCAUCGUUACGCAAUAUUUGUAUUGAAAAACAUUUUCUACCAUUAAGAAUUGAUAUUAUGGAAAUUAUAUUAAUUUGUCAUCUCUAUUUUCCAUUAGGAUUGUUAUCGUUUUCGGUAAUAAUAAAAUUUUUUCAAUUCUGUCGAAGAGGUAAUCAACAGUUGAUCAAUAGGUAUGUUCGAUGGAUUAUUGAUCGUUAUAUAUUUGAUAUUCAUUGGCUGUGCUGUCAAAUUCCUCUAUCAACUGUUGGUUUAUUAAUGGCGUCGGAUAAACACAUAAAUAACGUUGAACUAGUUGAUAUUUUGGCUGCUAUUAUUAUUGGUGUUGAAAUUCGUCAUAUUUAUAGUCGAUUACGGUAUUAUUUUUUCGAAUAUCCAUUAAACCACGACCGAGAGUAA
Didymodactylos carnosus is the source of this 612-nucleotide messenger RNA. Lineage: Eukaryota; Metazoa; Rotifera; Eurotatoria; Philodinida; Philodinidae. The record is from the annotation of a GenBank genome assembly.